UUUAAAAAUGUUAGCAAUAUUUUUAGAUUCAAAAUUUAAGAUUUAUGUAAAAUGCACAUGCUCGUAAUAAAAUGGUUCUGGACUUAGAUCACUGCUGUGAUCCCGCAUCUAGUUCAUCAAGUUCAACCAAAAUAUUCUGCAAUACAAAUAAUAUUUGUAGCUCUUGCCGAUGUCAUCGCUGUUGUACGAGUUCAUUUUUGAAUGAUCAUACCUAUUCUUUGCUGAAAAGGAUCUGCCAUAAGAUAAUAAAAAGCCAUAGCCGUCAACAGUGUCGGGAAAAUUAUUCAGUCUUCGAAGGAGGUAAUAGUACCAAUCUACGAACGCCUAUCGAUCAGCGAGGUUCGUUGAAGGAUUUGGGCUGGCAAAAGAGACGUAGCGAGGAAUACAAUAAAAGAGGACAAAUUAGCAAUGAUCGUCGGCGGGAAGAAACUGAUGAAGGUAAAUUAAACCCCAGAAUCGAUUUGGGCCCAUUAAAGAAGUCACUUAAAGAUAAGGGUAGUAAUGACGAGGAAAUUAGGGCUUCGAAGAGAUUAAAGAAAGGAUCAAACGGAAAAAAUCAGCUAUCCGCAGAAGGAAAAAGUGAAGAUCGAAACAAAAAUAGUGCCAAGCCCAGCCAAGAUGCAGAUACAAGUGUUAUAUCCAAAAAGUCACGAAAAGAGAAAGGCCGGGGUGGAAAAGGAGACGAUAAGGAAAAUGGGGAACACAAUAAGGACAGCAAAGAUAAACGUAAAAUUGAAAGUACUAAAUCCCAAAGCAAUAAGAGCCAUGUUGAAAAAGAUAGCGGCGACAUUGAUAAAAAAGAUACAGAUGUAACUGCAUCUAGAAAGUCGCGAAAAAAUAAGCGCCGAGGCGAUAAAGACGACGAUAAGGAAAGUGGUAACACAGAUAGAGAAGAAUCCAAAAAAUCUCGGAAAGGAAAAAAUGAAAAAGAAAUAGAUGGCGACCGCAACAAAGAAGCGGGUAAAAAUGUAUCUAGGAAAUCCGAUAAAGACAACAGGCGAGGGAAUAAAGAUAACGAUGACAAUGGUAACAGUAAAAAAGAUAAAACUGAAUCGGGAAAGUCUAUAAAAGAUAAAAACCGAAGUGGAAAAGAACUGGAAAGGGAAAAAGGUGAAAACGAUCAGAACGAAUCUAAAAAUCCUAUUAAAGGUUCAGGAAAGUCAAAAAAGCGAAAAUCUCUUAUUGACGACGAUGAUAAUAAUCGAUCUCAGAGCAAUUCAAAGAAAGACCAAGUUGAUGGAUCGGGAAAGUCUAUGAAAGAUAAAAACCGAAGUGGAAAAGAACUGGAACUGGAAAAAGGUGCUAACGAUCGGAACGAAUCUAAAAAUCCUAUUAAAGGUUCAGGAAAUUCAAAAAAGCGAAAAUCUCAUAUUGACUACGAUGAUAAUAAUCAAUCUCAGAGCAAAAAAGACCAAGGUGGUAGAUUUUCGAAAUCUAAAAAAGGCACUACUGGGGAAAUCGGAGAUAAGUCUAUCGAUGACAAUGCAAUUAAUGGCAGAGUUGACAUAGGCGGUUCUAGAAAAAAAUAUGGUGAUAAUGCAAGAAAAUUAAAUACAAUUAGUGUCGAAGAUAAAAGUAAAUCACAUGGACUACAUGAAUCAGGCGCAGGAAGAAAGUCAUUUAAUAAAAAGAAGGGUGUAAGUAAUGACAGCAAUAUAAAUAAAAAGAAUAAACUGCGCUCUUCCGGUCAAAGUGCCUCUAAAUUAAAGGUCGAAAGUAAAUCCGGUGUACGGUAUGGUAUCAAAGGGUCGAAAAACAUUAAGGUUGACAGGCCCACAAGUAGAUCUGAGUUAUACAGGCAGAGAUUCCUCAGGCCUAGUCGGUGCGAUGAAGUUCGGCCGUGUGAUAUCCUGCGUACCCAUUUGGAGCAACGAGAUCUUUCAAGAGGCUUUCAUAGCUGUCCACGAACCAAUAACUGUAGGAUGUGCACACCAUGUUGUCUCAAUGGUGUGACUGGCACAUCUUGUUGAUGACUUUUGAGAACGUAAUACGUUGAUGCAUACUUUAAAAACUAUGAGUUAAAAUUAUUAUGAGGAUACAAAUUAUUUAAUUACCAUAAAGAAGAAUUUAAAACGUAUAUAUACGUAUACUAGGCGUGUUCAUAAUUUACUAGUUUACAUCUACAUAUGUACUUUCUCAUUUUCGGAUGUUUGACCAUGAGCUUUUAUUUCCUUGCAGAGGGUAUUCAUAUUUUUAGAAGAUGUUUCAACGUCGAGAAUCAUGUCUCGUUUGUACAUACACUUUUGAUCAGCAUCAAAUUCGUUAUAAAUAUGUCCUACUGUCUGUUUCGAGGAAAAUUAAUUCACUUAUAUUGCACUAACCUUUUAUUUUGGUACAAACAUACAUAUAUAUGUAUGUAAGUUUCGUUUGGUUUUCUGUAUUUCAAUGAAACUAUUAAAAAGGUGGUUUCCAUACUAUUUUACGCAAUAAAUAUGUAAAUAUAUGUAUGUAAGUCCAUAAAAACUAUCGCUUCAAAACAAAACUUCAUCAGAAGGUUUUAUUGUUUUUAAAGUUUUUUUUAUUGUUUCAAAAAACCGCUAGAACUAAUGUGUUUUUAUAAAUCGUUUACAAAUAAAUAUUACCAAAAUAUCAUAUAUGUAUGUACAUAUGAAUUUACCAUAAGCACACCGUGUGAGAGUCUCAUAAAAUCUUCUAUUUUGCUUUCAGUGGCCAAAUAAGCAAUUUUUCUGUAACCUUGCUUUACGAGUCAUUCAUUGGCUCUUUUUAAGGUUAAUGUCACACAAAAUUUUCUGUUUUUGAGUUUUCCCGUGGAUUUUUGUAUAAAUAUGCCUGAAACACCCACACAUGCCAUUGAAUUUUGUGAGUAUACAAGACUUUUCAUAUUGUAUAUUCACAAAUACAUUUAAUUUUAUUAUUAGUAUGGGUGAGUAAAUCUUUACUCAAUUUUGUUGGAAAACAAAAUUUAUUUUUAUCCCAUUUUCAGGCAUGUACAUAUGUAUGUACAUAUGCACAUACAUACAUACAUAUGAGUAUUUUUUGAAUAAUUAGUUACCAGAUACAUAUAUUGGUAGCAGAUUUUCAAUGUGUACUCUGAGGUGGAGUACCAUGAUAUUAUUCUGAAGUUUGAAACAUCCCCCCAAAUGCCAUUUUGUACUUUAUCAGUAUUUGUAAUCGAGUGGAAAUAGCAAUGACUGUCUUCCAUUAGUCCUUUUCCAGUCCAGUCCCUUAUUUUAAAGCGAAUUAAUUUGAAAUGUUCGAAACAAGAUCAAGGCCCAUAGUAAAUAUAAACUCGGCUUCCAAAAAGUAUUUAAUUGAGUAUCAUUUAAACAAUCUUCCGAUUAAAAUAUAUUUGGUGUUUAUAUGGUCUUAACACUCCUUUUAUUUGGGAUAAGAGAUAUAAAUAAUACUACCAUUGACGAAUAACCGCAAAGAGGUCAAGCUUAUUCGAGGAUAUGUACUUAGUACAUCUAUCAAAAAAAAUAAUGUAAAAAAUCGUAAACAUAUGUACAUACAUAUGUACAUAAGUACAUGCAUUCGACUGUAUAAGCUAUAAAAGAUAUGGCGGCUUUCCAUUGGGAGGAUAAUAGUUUUAGAGAGAUUCAAAAACAUCUGUGUAUUUUUUUACGUCGUGUUCACAAUUUGAUUGCUCUGGCACUUAGGAGUAUUGGCUAUGAGAUCCAGGUGUUUCUGCAGACAGACAGAAAAUAAAAUGGCCUAUACAGAUUCGACCGAUGCUUAUCAAGAAUGUACUCGUAUAGUGGCUA
Messenger RNA from Drosophila miranda, 3725 nucleotides. Its product is annotated as myb-like protein X. NCBI's taxonomy places the organism in Eukaryota, Metazoa, Arthropoda, Insecta, Diptera, Drosophilidae. Bases 72 to 1970 code for a protein of 632 amino acids. The transcript is spliced from 4 exons. The record is from RefSeq and is a predicted model, not a curated record.